CACCGUGAAGCUCUUUCCAAAGUGUAAGUUAAGUGGAUAACCCCCAACAAGUAAUAAUAUGUAUGAUAGAACCAUGUGGGAAACCGAACGCCAUAAUCUGGAUGCCUGGACUCUCCAAUGGCUUCUUGCCAAGGCUACUUGUAGCAUUCAAUCCGAAAAAGAUCGCACUCAAAAAGGUUUGGAAAAGGCAAAGGUAUUAGUAGCAGAAACCGAAGAAAAAGUAAGACAAGAGAAUGAUAAAAUCCAUCAAGUCGAAGUUCAGAAUGAAAAGUAUGCUGUGGAUUACAGAGAACUUCAAAAGUACCGUGAAGAAUUUUUAGUCUUGCUGGACAAGGCCUUGCCCAAUGAAACUUCAAAGACACAAGAAUACAAGGAUAGAAUAGAAGAAACUAAGCAAAAGUCACAAGAGAAAUUCGAAAACAUCAAGAAACUCGACAAGGUCAAGGAAUAUCUCAAGAAUGCCGAUUUGGCUUUAUUAGAAGCCAUUCUUGAACUCCGUGCUUCUACUGUGAAGGAAAGUCUGAUGGGUCAAGGAAAAGUUUACUUUCCCGAGACUGCUUAUGAAUGUCUUGCUAAGGCUCGUGAGGAAUACCCUGAUUUACCUGGUUUUGCUUCUCCCACUGAAUAUGUGAAUGAGGCUGAUAACACAGGUGCUUAUUAUUCACCUAUGCAAAAGUAUUUAUGGGAUGUGCGCAAAAAAAUAGCUGAUUUGAUUCUUUGGUGUGAUGAAGAAGCCAUCUCCUUGUUGGACAAGGAAACCGAACUCCAAAUCGAACUUGGCCAAUAUACAGAUGAAUACAACUUGAGAAGACGUGACGCUCUUAAAAAUGAACUCUAAUUGAUUCCCUUACAAUACUAUAACUAUACU
Molecule: messenger RNA, 868 nt
Organism: Gilbertella persicaria
Lineage: Eukaryota; Fungi; Mucoromycota; Mucoromycetes; Mucorales; Choanephoraceae
Exons: 4
Coding region: 59-838 (259 amino acids)
Source: RefSeq, a predicted model, not a curated record